Messenger RNA from Periconia digitata, 1733 nucleotides. NCBI's taxonomy places the organism in Eukaryota, Fungi, Ascomycota, Dothideomycetes, Pleosporales, Periconiaceae. The record is from the annotation of a GenBank genome assembly.
CUGCUUCUUGUCGACGCGUUUGCCCUUGCAUAUAUUCAAUUCACCUCCAUGGCCUUGGUGAUUGCGGCCCGCUGAACACUAAUACUCCCUUCCUUCACUCUCUCCAGGCAGCAGCUAUAUUUAGCACCCUUUCUCCAAGACUUGUAAGAUACUACAUCGUAUCGAAUACUGCCACUAUGGCCUUCACCGGCGUCACACCCGAGUCUCUCAUUCCUCGCUCAGACUCGAGAAAUCCUGCUACCACCUGUAAGGGAAUUACCAAGUCAGGUAGGCCUUGUCGUAGAGCAAUCGAUGCAAAGGAUUCAACAGAUGAUGGCGUGCUGGCUGUGAUAUCUGUAGUUGGUGAUAGCGACGAGGAAGAGACUGGUGCGGCAGCAUACUUUUGCUGGCAGCACAAGGAUCAAGCCGAGCGAUUAACAAGUGGAAACGCGCAGGGUCAGGAUACCCAUCUCUAUCCACUGAAGGAGAGGAGCAGUAUCGACACUCUUGUAGCUCGCCUUGGCGUGUUGGACGUCGAAGAUCCUGCAGAGGCACAGAAACAAACACAACAAAAACGGCGAAGACAGAGCCGGCAAAAUGGAGCAGCUCGACCACCGCGCAGGAUCAAUCGACCGCCAACCUGGGAUCAUGUCCAAGGACCAUUGAUGUCUGUUCCUAGUGACCUCAUGGGGCAACAGAAACACUCGAACAAUAGGCCCACCGCAAGACCUCGAAACAAGAAGACUUCGUUUUGGAGGUCCCUAUGCUGCGGUGUUGCCGACAACCAGGAUGACGAUUAUGUGGAGGUUGUAAGGCACAAAACCCGAAUACACAACCAGCAGCCUGAAACAUUGAUGAACUCAAACGUGGAUGACUUUCUGCGGCCACAGGGGGGUGGACUGAACGGGAUUGGGACUGCCCCUAGACCAGUACCAACGUCGCGGCCUCAGAGUGGCAGUGUGCCUAACACGAAGACCACUCGGCCUUUGAGUAAGGCUUCGACCCGCCCAUCGGAAACAGCAACGCUUUUGUCUUAUAUCCCAAAAUCGCUACCCCCCCAAUUAGCGUCUACCCUUCUCGCCGAGGCAUCCAAACCGAUUUCGCAAUCCGAGGAGGAAGGUUACAUCUACAUCUUCUGGUUGACACCUGACGACCUCGGUCCAGCACCUUCUUCUACGGCGUCGACCUUGCUCUCCCCACCAUCUCGACCAGAUCAAACCCGACGAACGUCUGACGUACUGCGACAAUACUCGGUGAAGCACUCCCAACGGCCCCGUGGCGACGCCCUGCGGCAGCAAUCUAGUAAAGCAUCCACUCCUGAACCCGAGAAGAAGACCAUUUUUCUCAAGAUCGGCCGUGCGAACAACGUCACUCGGCGCAUGAACGAGUGGAAACGGCAAUGCGGUUACAGUCUCUCCCUUGUUCGCUACUAUCCCUACGUACCUUCAGCCUCGUCUCCUUCGCCUUCCCCCAAUGCCUCGCCCGCGCACUCGCGUCAACCAUCGUACAACGACCGACGCACAUGGGAAUCGAACAGGCGUGCUUCAGCCGGCGUAAGGAAAGUCCCUCAUGCACAUCGUGUGGAGCGACUGAUCCACCUUGAGCUGGCAGACAAACGGGUUAUGAAGCAGUGUGAGGCAUGUGGGAAGGAGCACCGGGAGUGGUUUGAGGUUGAGGCCAGCAGAGAAGGGAUUAAAGAGAUUGACGAGGUGGUCAAGCGGUGGGUGGAUUGGUCAGAACGUAGUAUAGAGUGA